Molecule: messenger RNA, 1094 nt
Organism: Lycium barbarum (goji berry)
Lineage: Eukaryota; Viridiplantae; Streptophyta; Magnoliopsida; Solanales; Solanaceae
Exons: 3
Coding region: 243-974 (243 amino acids)
Source: RefSeq, a predicted model, not a curated record
CCAACCAAAGAAUGACCAAAGAAAUAUUACUAUAUGACUCAUUGCAUGCCUUCUUUGAAUCUCAAACUAAUGAAUCACUCCAACUAAAUCCAAAUUUCAAAUACACUUUCCUUUUUCUUGUACAAAUGCAAUGAAUUGAUUAGAAGAGCUAAAGGAUCAAAGACAAAAUAAGAGAGGAAUAUCAAAUAAAGGGAAGCAGAACGAAAAUUAAAUCAAGAACAACAGCAAGAAAAUAGAUUAUUAUGGCUUGUUUUUUUCCAUAUAAUAGCAGAAACUUGGAUACAAGUUUCUUCAUAUUCAGGCCAACAAUAGUGAUUGUGGAUGAUCUUGUGGAAGCUCUCAAGCAUUUCUCUCUUUCUACUGAAAGUCUUGGAUGUGUUCAUAGUGCCAUUUUUAGAAGCAUUCAUGGAAAUAUGAUGGUAUGGUAUGGAGCAUGGAUAAAGAGAUCUAGUGAGAAUAAGGACUCACUGGCUGCAGCUCUUCUCUCAAUGUUAACAGGUGUAUCAAGCAUGGCAAUCCUAUUGGAACAUGGCUUCUUUGAUGCAUACGCUGGAGAAUCAAAGGAUCAUUCACCUGCCGCAAAAUUCUACACAGGGGACAUAGUUUCCAUGAACUCUGCCUCUUUUUCCCAUCGCGACAUGCCACUUGAAGACUUUACAUACGCGUGCUUAGCCAUUUUCAAGGACCGGUUCCACAAGAUGGAUGGUGCGGUUUCUGGAGUUUGCUUAAAGUGUCAACAACUACCUAAAGUUGCUGCCGUUUUCGUGUGGAAAUCCUUGCAAUGCUGCUACAAUUACAUCCUGAAUCAAGAUUCUAGGAGUGUUCUUCCUUACUUUGAUGGCUUUUCACUUGAUUUGAAGUAUGAUGUCUUUAGGGUUGUUUAUGUUAGUGGUGAUAAUGCCUUAAACUUUCAUCUUUUGCCUCCACAUAAGAUGUUGGAGGGAAAAGAAGGGCUGCAUAAUGUUACUCAUUAGAGGAAAAGGUUCAUUCUAGUAAUUAUAGUAUGGGCAUGGGCAUGCCUUCAAUUUUGAUAUGUAAUUGAUAAGUAUAUCAUGAUAUGAUUAAUGCAGUGAGGAAAAUGUAAUGUUGCUCCU